This is a messenger RNA of Talaromyces marneffei, 399 nucleotides long. RefSeq lists its product as uncharacterized. Gene Ontology annotation, cellular component: mitochondrial matrix. Gene Ontology annotation, biological process: mitochondrial respiratory chain complex IV assembly. The record is from RefSeq and is a predicted model, not a curated record. Bases 1 to 399 code for a protein of 132 amino acids. The transcript has a single exon. Lineage: Eukaryota; Fungi; Ascomycota; Eurotiomycetes; Eurotiales; Trichocomaceae.
AUGGUCGCCUCCUUUGUCAUCGUCGGCCUUCCUCAUAUAUUUCCCUGUCCUGCUCCGCGCCGAACACUAGCCGAUUCGCAAGUCGAGAUGACGGCCGAUGGCCAACAGAUUAUAAGACCGCGAAGGAGGAGGAAAACACCUGAAAGCCCCCAACAAGACGAAUUACUACAACAUACCAAAGAAGUUGCCGCAACGAAAGCGGUACCGCCACAAUUUGCAGAGUCAUCGGCCGACGAAGUAGCGACGUUCCUCCAGAUGGAGGCUGAAGCAGAGUCACUUGCUCGAAUUGGGCGAGAGUGUCCGGUCCCAAAACCGCGAGGCAUUGUUGGCCAGCUGCUUGGGUUCUCGCAUAAUAAUAAUGAUGAUGAUGAUGAUACGACGGACAAUCGGCAACAAUAA